Molecule: messenger RNA, 2834 nt
Organism: Fusarium odoratissimum NRRL 54006
Lineage: Eukaryota; Fungi; Ascomycota; Sordariomycetes; Hypocreales; Nectriaceae
Exons: 2
Coding region: 334-1494 (386 amino acids)
Biological process (GO): protein dephosphorylation
Cellular component (GO): nucleus
Molecular function (GO): protein tyrosine/serine/threonine phosphatase activity
Source: RefSeq, a predicted model, not a curated record
ACACCGAGGUUGAAGCUUAAUUUAUUUUACUUCCUCGGUUUCGAGUUUCGCAUGACUGAUCCAUAAAAACCACUUUCUAUUAACUGCAGAUUCUAUUUUUGCUCUUGAAAUACCAACAGCUACGAAGCGAUCUAAGAAUAUCCAGGUGAAUAUUGCAACUUGCGACAGGCGCACAAUCUGGCAGAAGACGAUUCCACAAGCGCCGAUCAGGCAUAUAAGGUUUUCACAUCGAAGGACAACCAGGAAGACGAUUCGAAGCCGCAGCAGUGGGAGGAAUUUGGCCACAACUUUGAACCUGGAGAGCUUGAACUUCUCAAGCAAAGUAUCGCACAAAUGGCUCUCAGCAGGAUCGACGGCCAGGAUGAGCUAUUCGUCGGAGGACUCUGGGCUUUGCGCCGCUCAGACUCGCUGACGGAUCGUCGCAUCACGCAUGUCCUCUCCCUCGUCCCAUUCGACAUAUCAAGCCUCAAAAACUUCAAGGACGAACCAUGGAUCGACUACGGAAAAGACCUACAACACCAAGUUAUCGACAUUGACGAUGUGGAGGACGCUGACUUGCUGAUUGAGCUGCCCAAGGCUGUCAGAUUCAUCGAGGAAGGUCUAGGCGCGAGCUGGCUUGCGAAGGAUGAGGAGGAUGGGGGCGUCUCGUUAGAGAAGGGUGUCGAGGACCUCGAUAUUGGAGAAAAGAGGAGGAAGAAGAAGGGAGGCGUCUUUGUUCACUGUGCGGCUGGAAAGUCGAGAUCUGUUUCGGCGGUUAUUGCUUACUUGCUUAGGCGAUAUCCAAGCCGUUUCGACCCUAAUAUCACGCCGACUGCCAUUUCGGAUCCGACCAACUCGGUUCCCCAGACUGAAGAGAAGCGUUCGAGAAAAGAUACCGCUAAAGAGGCUGUCCAUGCUGCACUUACGUUUGUGCGCAGAACUCGACCCAUGGCUGAACCCAAUGAGGGCUUCAUGGAGCAGCUAGCCUUGUGGUGGGAGAUGGGUUGCCCGGAUGAUAUCGAAGGACACCCUGUCUAUCAGCGGUGGGCUUACAAGCGUGAAAUCGACGAGAACCUUGCAGUAGGCCAGGCACCGACAAGGCUUCGCUUCGAAGAUGAAGAGACACAGCCUCGUGAUGACUCGGGUCUUAGUCUCCGGUGUAAGAAGUGCCGUCGAACUUUGGUCACGGCACCCUUCAUUGUGGAGCACAAGCCUUCUGACAAGAAGUCCUCGGCGUCUACAUGCCAGCAUUACUUUGUCGAACCACUUAGUUGGAUGCGCGGGGUCCUUGAACAGGGAGAGCUCAACGGAAGAUUAUUAUGCCCCAAUGCAAAGUGUGGCGCUGGUGUAGGCCGGUACGACUGGAAGGGUUUUCGGUGCUCCUGCGGCGGAUGGGUGACGCCGGCGUUCUCGCUCCAGAAGGCGAGAGUCGACGACGUCGUCAAGCGGCCGGCGACUCAGAGCAUGGGGAUCCGGAUGCCGCCCGGGUUAGCUCCACGGAGCGGAAACUUGUGAGGACAGGUGAGGGCGGAAUUACUACCAACCAAUACUACACAAGAGCGCCGCAUAAACACUGAUUCAGGCCCAUGUUACCGAUCCGUGCCUUGAGAGACCCGGCCUCCGCGGACCCGUUGUUAUGUCCGGUGCUUAAGACAUGCCGUAUACUGUUUGACAGGUCCGUCUGGACAUGGAGCUUUACCCUUCUCGAGAUGCAUUCCGCUCUGGCAUGCUGCAUCUCUCAUGCAGAACGAACCACUGGGAGAGAGGGAGCAAAAGCCGGCGGGGUACUGGGCGGGAUCAAAAGCCUUAGGGCUUACAGGGCGUGAGGUGUGCGCUGUGGAAGGGAGAAGAGAAAGUGUGUCUUGGUGCAUUUUGCAUCUCGUCGUGGAUAAGCCCGGGAGACUCGGGCUGCAUGAAGAGGGGAUCUUCGCAGAGCAGAUGGUUCCUGGGAGACAAAGUCCGACGGAGAGAAAAUGGAGACCGAGUUCGGGGUCCAGAGAAGACCCAAGGCAUCAGCACUAGACCUCGUUGGAGCGUCGUAUCACCUCUACCUGUCAGAGAUCAGAUCAAUAUCCAAACAGAAGAAAGAGUAACAUGCGCACGCCUCUGUUAAUACAUACGAUAGUGCCCUACAGCCCUGCAUGAGCAGAUCCUUCAAAUGUUUAGCUCCAUGAUUCGACGUCUUGUUGUCUUGUUCCCAUGUGGAUCUUCUUCUCCAUAAUUGCUCUACUUUCAACUAUUUAAUCUAAUCGAGGCAAUUCUGAUGGCAGCCCUAGCUAGAAUCCUUCUAUAUGGCCCGGCGUCUUACAUAGCUCGAUCCACCACGGAAUUCCGACAUAGCCCAGCCACUAGCUGACUAUAGGGCUGAUCCCAGGAUUUAAAACCAUGAAAAAAGAAAACAAAGAAGAAAUACAGACAAUCACGAAACUUUGAAUACGCUACGCUUACUGAUAUACCCCGUUUCGCCUUGGUCUGAAAAACCCACAUCGGGCGUAAGCCAGUCAGCACCACCGUCUUCACCUUGGUUGAAGGAUCGCGCUCAUUGUGGAAAAACCUUGGAUGCGAGCUUGUACAGCGGGGACAUUUGUCCAAAGGGCCUUUCUACCUAUCGCCAUUUGAUCUAUGAUGCGUCAAGGCGGAGAAAAAAGAAGACAGCGCUGUCUUGGCGGUUCCGCUUACGCCCGGCGAUUGCCCUUUGGGGUAUAUGCUUUAUCUUUUUUUGUCUUACCAGCACCAUUUCAGCCUUUUGAGGUUUGUAUUUAGCCCUAUUUUGUGUGUAAAGUUGAGUUAUCUAAACGCCAUGCUUGGCGGAUAUAGCUUCGAGGUUGGUCAUAGCUCCCCUUGUCUAUUCUCAU